This is a messenger RNA of Saprolegnia diclina VS20, 598 nucleotides long. RefSeq lists its product as hypothetical. The transcript has 6 exons. The record is from RefSeq and is a predicted model, not a curated record. Lineage: Eukaryota; Oomycota; Saprolegniomycetes; Saprolegniales; Saprolegniaceae. The coding region runs from base 1 to 567 and encodes 188 amino acids.
AUGGCGCCCACGCAGCACAAGGUCCUCGGCUCGUCACUCCUCCUCAUCCUGCUGCUCUCGGCCAGUGACCUCUAUGUGGGUCAUCGAACUUCGUCCAAGAUCACAGCGGCCGCCUGGGGCGUGCCACUUCUCGUGACCGCAACGACGCUUGCUGCUGUGUACGCGACACACCGCCCACGCCCGCACGUCGCCAUGCUGAUUGGCGGGCUCUGCCUGGUGCAGCUGGGGCUCGUCGCGGUGACCCUCGUAGCCGCCAUGCUUCGUCUCGGCGCGACGUUGUGCUGCUGCGGCUCGAUGCUCUGUCCAGACGACGGCACGCUGCAACUCGAAGGGUGUGCGACGGCUGCCGACAACUGCGCCACGAGUCCGUUGCGCAAAGCGUGUGGAGUGUACGCGCUCGUGCGUAGCCUGUAUCUGACGAUGUGGGUGGCCACGCUGCAGUACGAAGCGGCGAAGGCGCACCUCGCUGUGCAAGACAGCUACGCAGCGUACGUUGCUCUCUAUCAACGCUCGGACCCGAGUCUCUUUGGGGCCCGCGCCGACGUGGCGCUGAGCAUGUCCCACUGAACAUCAAAUUAAGGUGGGCAGCAAACGUAAU